Molecule: messenger RNA, 756 nt
Organism: Saccostrea echinata
Lineage: Eukaryota; Metazoa; Mollusca; Bivalvia; Ostreida; Ostreidae
Exons: 8
Coding region: 245-700 (151 amino acids)
Source: RefSeq, a predicted model, not a curated record
UAAACAUAUAUUCUUGGGGUGGCUACUCUGAAUUUUCGGAUCCAGGAUUAAGAGGCAUUUCCUAUAGUUUCCUGGUCUUGGACAGUUGUCUUCUGGGGUCUAAGUAAAAAUUACCUGUCUGUAUCAACUCGUUUAUACAGAUAGGGCAUUUGAUUUGAUAUAUUGAUUUUUUUUUUUUGUUCAAAUUAUAGUUACUGUUCUUUUUGCGUGUGGUUUCUCUCUUAAAUUUUUUGUAGUUUAUAUAAUGGAUCAAACAAUGGUUCCGUCUGUGGAUGAGUCUCAUUCUGGGGAUACUAAGCAGAAUGAAGAAAAUGCAACAAAUGUCCCUCCUCCGAGGAAGGAAUUGCGCACCAAAGCUUCCAUGAUGAUAAUGAUGGUAGAACACGAUGAUGUUGACGAUGAAGAUGAAAGUCCAAAAGAAUUGGAUCAGGCUACCAUGUCUAGCAUGUGCAUGUUGCCUGCAGAGAUCGCCUUGAGAGAACAAGCACGACGACUUUCUGAGAUGAGCAUGAAGGAUGCUCUUGCUGAAGCCUUUAUUGAAUCUGAGACCAGGAGAAUGUCUCUUAUCGCCAUCCAUUCAGCCUUUUCAGCAGCUGCAAUGUUGCAGUCAGACGAGAGUCGCCCAGCUAAACGCAAGCCCAACUUCUUCAGAAGAUUUAUUUCUUGUUGUUUCUCCUGCAUUGGUAGAAGGAGCCGUUAAUUUUUAUUGUUGUAUUGUUAGCUGGUUAUUUAAAAUAAAGUACAUGUAUUCUAACU